Messenger RNA from Polyodon spathula (Mississippi paddlefish), 1252 nucleotides. Its product is annotated as small integral membrane protein 29-like. The transcript has 5 exons. The record is from RefSeq and is a predicted model, not a curated record. Bases 361 to 837 code for a protein of 158 amino acids. Lineage: Eukaryota; Metazoa; Chordata; Actinopteri; Acipenseriformes; Polyodontidae.
UUACUUAUGUAAGAGGUGAUCUGUAAGGCCAAGUAAAUAACAUUGACUAGUGAUUUACUGCAACGCUUGCUGUAAUUUUAGGCAAGCGUUCACGAUACUGUAGCUGGACGCGCACACAUAUCUCAAUAAGGUUAUCUGCUGCCCUCUGCUGGUCGUUUCAAUCCAAAGCAGCGAGCCGACACCUGACAAGAUUGACAGCGCCGCUUUCUAUUGGCCGAACGCUUCCAGCCGCCGAGUCCUGUACGUGCGGUCAGUCAUCCCCAUGGCAACACGUUCCUCCCGGUUUGAGGGCAGGGCUGUUUGGACAGGGCCAGUGAGAUUCCACACUGAUUAGUGAAAGAGAGACCAUGUGGAAGUCACAUGAGUGCAGAGGAUGAGGUGACAACAACUGCGACCAGAGAGAAGCAACUUUACUACUGGCCUGAGACAGCCAGCGGAUCAGCCUCUCUUCCUUUACCCUUCAGACCCCCCGGUACAACAGGGGCGACUGCACUGAGAGCUUUACCAAUUACAACAGGAACAACCACAAUGAGUAGGAACUCCACCACGCCUACUGACGUCACUGGAGACGCAGCGGCUGGCUACAUCUUGGUACCAUUCCUCUUCAUCACUGUCGUUGGGAUAGCUGUUGCCGGGGUGAUGUACGUACAGAAGAAAAGAAGGGUAGACAGAUUACGACACCAGCUGCUGCCCGUGUACACCUACGACCCUUCAGAGGAGCUGGGCGAGGCGGAGCAAGAGCUGCUGUUGAGGGAAGAAGACACAAAGGUGUUACAGAGCUGGGGAAGGGCUUAUCAGCACCGGCGUCCCCCCCUCUUGAAGGAUGUCCAUGCGUGAGGCUGGGUGUCUGCACCAGCACAGAGACUGGCAGACGGGCUCGGUGAAUCCUGCCAAUUGAACGAUUCGUUGUCUGCUGCAGUGGAGUUGCAGCACCUGUUUGAGACAGAACGAUGAUUUCAAAUUGUUUGUUUUUCACAUGCUUUCCUUCACCCUGCCCAAUAUUUUUGAUUCGGUCGUCCAAAAUCCAGUGUUUCUCGACUCUUGAGUUUCGUACUGAAGUCGAUUACUCCUGCUUUCAUUAUCCGGUGUUCAAUCCUAUCCCGGCCAAAAUAUAACAAACUUCAAGAUACUAAGUGCAAAUGAUUAGUUUUUUAUUUAACAAAAAAAAAACACAUCAUUUUUUUUUUUUUUUUACAGUGUUGUUUGUUAAUGUCGUUCUGUUUGUUGAAACCUUAAAAGCACUGUUUAAUAU